Molecule: messenger RNA, 2437 nt
Organism: Puccinia graminis f. sp. tritici CRL 75-36-700-3
Lineage: Eukaryota; Fungi; Basidiomycota; Pucciniomycetes; Pucciniales; Pucciniaceae
Exons: 4
Coding region: 88-2052 (654 amino acids)
Source: RefSeq, a predicted model, not a curated record
UCACCUCGCUGUUGACCAUCCACUCAACUGCGACCAACAACCAGCUGACUGUUGACCAUCAAAACACAAGAGCUAUCGGAUUGGAAAAUGGAACGCAACUCAACCAGAUCAACAACUACCUCGAUCUAUCACCAAGACAGCCUGGCUCGAGCUCACCAAUCGCCUUCGGACGAGCACCACACCUGGACUGAGCUCUUUUACUCCCAAACCAUUCCCACACCAACGACUGGUGAUAAUCAACCAACGAACUACUCCUCACCAACAAAGCACUACCGAACCAACUCACCUCAACUAACAAGCCAAGCUCCAGAACGAAAAACACAACAGCAACAUCAUCAUCACCCCCCAGAAACCCAGGAACAAGAGCAAUAUAAUCAACAAGCAGCACCGCAAGAAGACCUACAUCAUUAUCAGGAACCAUCAGAAAAUCAAAAUAUUUCGACCAGCACAGAUCUGAACAAUCGAGGACAGCGAAAACGACGGCAGGAUGACGAUCUAAGCUUUCAUGAGGAUGAUCAAGAUGAUUCCACCCUCUCUGAACCACCCUCCGAACCAGCGGCAAGAGUUGAACCCCAACCAAAACGAAGCAGAGUAAAAAAACCAAACAAAAGAAUCAAACAGUCUGCCAAACCGGAUCUACCCAAACCAACAGAGUUUGCCGACCCCGAGCAGAAUCUCAAUAAUGACCCCCAACCUACCGAAUCUGUGGCCUUACCUCCAGCCAAUUCAGUUUCAACAGAGCCCAGCAAACUAUCGAAAAUGACGUUCAAACGUAAAAAAAAUCCUCCUAAACGGACCAAGACCAACUCAACAUCAUCAAAACCCAAGACCCCUUCAACAGCUAAACCAGCCACACAUCGUCCAACAGCAGCAGAAGCAGCACCUACAGCAGUCUCAGAGGCACAGGAAGAGAUGGAUGUAACUCAGAACGAAGAAGCGCCUGUUCCAUCGAAUUCAAACCGCCAAUCACCAACUGAUCAACCGACCGAUCAGCAUCCUGAACCAACGCCUUCUCAUAGUGACCCCACCAAGCAGCAACAGCAGCAGCAGCCACUUAAUCGCCCAGAACUAUCGCAAGACCAAGACGUCCCAAAUCCAUCCAAACCUUUAACAACAACAUCUAAAACAACAUCUACUACUACUACAUCUCUGAAAAAACCGUCAAAUGCCAGUCAAAAUCCUUCCCAAACUUCGACGAAAAAACCAGUAAAGCCGAGCUUUAAAAAAGUGAAUAAAGCCGGAACUUCCUCAUCUGCAACAACAACAAAUGGUUUCCCAGGUUCCUCGACUACCUCAACCACAACGACUCCCAAACCUUCAAUCUCCGCUCCACUCAAUCCACCUCGAAAAAAAGCAGGUGAAUACGACCUCAAUGAUCCUACCACUUGGGGUGCCUUGUUUGGUGCUGGUGAUAAGAAACCGGCUGUUAAGCCUGUUAAGCCUGGAAACCUUCCUCCUCAAGCAUCGCUAAGUUAUAAUGGGGCCGCUGUCGAUCGUUUGGAAGCACGCAAGAAACAGCGCGCUCAGGAGAAGAAAACCUUGAAUCAACAGAUGAAGAUCGGGUUUGAUUUACUCAGACAGAAUAUCGAUAUGAUGGAUUUCGAGAUUGAGUACAAGAACCACGUCCGAGCGAUGAUUGAGCGACCAUUGAGUGCGGAGUAUCUACCGAUGGAGACGAAUGAGAGCAAGAAUGUUUCGAGCAGUAGUGGAGGUCUGACAGGCUCUGCCAUAGGAUUGACGAGCAGUAGUGGGGGCAGUAGUAGUCAAGGAGAGAAUAUGGCGGGUCCGGCAAACGUAUUCUUACGGCCGGACGGCUACAAACGUUAUCUCAAUCCGCCCCUCCCUCUUCCCCCUCCUCCUUCUUCCUCCGCCUCAACUACCAACAACAAUCCCCUUCCUUCAUCUCAAACUGUUCCUUCAACUCUUUCUCAUCAACCCCCCGGUCCUAUUUAUUCUUCCUCUUUCCCUCCCCAUCUUCCUCGCAAAACUCUCCCUCGACCCGGCAUGUUCGGCAGCUCGUUCUUCAUCUGGCAGCGCCCUCAUCUCCCUUAAUGUCCCCCCCCCCACAUAAAAACUCUCCGGUAACCCUUUUCAACUCUUAUUCUGUCUUUGCUCGAUUAAUUGGGUACAUUUUGUUCAAUAAUCAAAUAGAUACAAAGAAUUCUGCCAGUUUUCUGUUUUUGUCUUGAAAAUGUUCAUUCUUAUUUCGUUUUCAAACACACAAACACAUAUAUAUAUUUAUAUAUCCCAUCGUUUUUGUUUCCCUUCCGGAUGUUAUGUAAAUGCAAAAAGUAAGAUUGUACGUUUGAUAAUAAUCUGAGCAAUCAAAAGGUGAUGAGUGAUGAGGAGUAAACAAAAAUCCUCACACCAGCGCAUAUCUGUUUUCCACUUACUCUUUGAACUCAUAUAAUUCCCAGUCUUUGCAUGCAUCUCCUCA